Messenger RNA from Dentiscutata heterogama, 291 nucleotides. Lineage: Eukaryota; Fungi; Glomeromycota; Glomeromycetes; Diversisporales; Gigasporaceae. The record is from the annotation of a GenBank genome assembly.
AUGGGAUCAAGAAAUAGUAAAAGGGCCGUAGAUAAUUCGGAGUUAUCUGAUGAGAUGUCAACAGAAAAACUGGAACAUCAACAUGGAAAAUAUGGAGAAUGUAAAGAAUGCAUGCAACAAAACACUGGAUACGGCUGGUGCAUGUCCUGCAAUGCAGAACACUUUCAACAACAAUUCGAUCAAUGGACAAGUGGUAAUAACACGAUCGAUAGAUUUAUUCAAAACGCACAACUAACUGCGACUAAUAGUUGGGAAGUAUUGGAAUGGGUUCCAUACGAAAGAUUUUUUAAU